UCGUAUCAUUUCAUUCCUGGUGUAAAGGAAACUCUUAAAAAAGAUGAAACACCGAGCAAAAGCAGUAUCCCUUGUAAGAUUGGCUCAAAGAUGACUUUAGAAGAGUAUAAUAACUUUUUUAUGUGUAAAGAGUCUUCUUGGUACAAAUAUCAACGAAAAAAUUAUUUCAAGGCUGCUAAUGAGGGAGUCUUCAUUAAUUCACCAAUAUGUGUUACUGGUGAUGGAUUCUGUUUUAAUCCUAACGUAAAUGAAGGACUCAUUGCUCCAGAUACUACAGUCACACCACACUUGAAUUAUGGGAAUCCGCAUGCCCGAAUAAUCUGUGAAGUGGCUAAUUGCCAGAAUAUUGGCCAAUUGAUCGAAAAUGACAAAAUUGCUUUAUUAUAUCAACAGGAAGUACCCGAAUAUCAAAUCUGGGAUUUCGGUACUCACCAGACAGGAAAACAAGGAUGUAUUGCUCCUAAUAUCCCAGCAUACCAAAUUAAUAUCCCAGUCAAUCAAGUUUUCUGGGAUCCUCCAACAAUUCCAGCUGCAGCUGGAUACGUGCCAGUUGUUCCCCCUGCAGUUACUCUCGCUAACUUUACUAUCGAUUUGUACAUAAUUCAACAAGUUAUUGUCAAUAAUGAUUCUGACGAUUAUACUUUGGUAGAGGGAGUGGGAGUUACUUAUAAUAUUGUACAUUUGAAGUCACAUAUGAAUUUAAAUGACGACGGAAAUUAUGAUGUAUACGCCAAAAAAUCACCUUCAUAUUGGUCCUUGCGGAAAAUUUACGGUAGUGUGUAUAGCAUCGUAGAAUG
This is a messenger RNA of Funneliformis geosporum, 797 nucleotides long. NCBI's taxonomy places the organism in Eukaryota, Fungi, Glomeromycota, Glomeromycetes, Glomerales, Glomeraceae. The record is from the annotation of a GenBank genome assembly.